Molecule: messenger RNA, 534 nt
Organism: Darwinula stevensoni
Lineage: Eukaryota; Metazoa; Arthropoda; Ostracoda; Podocopida; Darwinulidae
Source: the annotation of a GenBank genome assembly
AUGGUUUCGGUCUGGGCCAUCUUGUUCGUAUUCUCCAAGGUCAUCGAGUUGGGAGACACAGCGUUCAUCGUCCUCCGGAAGCAGUCUUUCCUCUUCCGCCACUGGUACCAUCACAUCACAGUGCUCCUGUACACAUGGUAUUCCUGUGCGCAGUUAGUCCCCACGGCCCGCUUCUUCAUCAUCCUAAAUGCUCUAGCCCACACCUUCACGUAUCCAUACUACACCGCACGAGCAGCGAAGGUCCACGUCCCCCGCCGCCUCGCAAUGGCCGUCACCCUUUUCCAAAUCGUCACGAUGAUCUUCGGCAUCUACGCAAACGCCUACGCCUACUUCGCGAAAAAGGCCGGCCUCCACUGUGAGACUCCGUGGGAGAACAUCUACAUCUCCGCUCUCAUGCACCUAUCAUACUUCCUGCUCCUCCUCAAAUUCUUCAAAGACGCCUACUUCAGAAGCUGCAUCAACAAGAUGAAGACCUCUGCCGCCAAGGGCAAAGACAUCGGGGAAGAACUCACGGAUUACCUCAAAAUCAAUUGA